Yarrowia lipolytica CLIB122 is the source of this 642-nucleotide messenger RNA. RefSeq lists its product as uncharacterized. Gene Ontology annotation, biological process: nucleobase-containing compound metabolic process. Gene Ontology annotation, molecular function: ATP binding; AMP kinase activity. NCBI's taxonomy places the organism in Eukaryota, Fungi, Ascomycota, Dipodascomycetes, Dipodascales. Gene Ontology annotation, cellular component: cytoplasm; mitochondrion. The record is from RefSeq and is a predicted model, not a curated record.
AUGGUUCUGAUUGGUCCCCCCGGCGCCGGCAAGGGCACCCAGGCCCCCAACCUGGUGGAGAAGUACUGCGCGUGCCAUCUGGCGACGGGCGACAUGCUGCGAUCCCAGGUCCAGCAGCAGACUCCUCUUGGAGUGGAGGCCAAGAAGAUCAUGGACGCCGGAGGUCUGGUUUCCGACGACAUUAUGGUGAACAUGAUCCGGUCCGAGCUGGAGAACAACUCCAAGUGCAAGAACGGCUUCAUUCUGGACGGCUUCCCCCGAACCAUCCCCCAGGCUGAGAAGCUCGACGAAAUGCUCGCGGAGAAGAAGCAGCCCCUCGAAAAGGCCGUGGAGCUCAAGAUCCCCGACGAUCUGCUGGUGGCCCGAAUCACCGGCCGACUGGUCCACCCCGCCUCGGGCCGAUCCUACCACAAGGUCUUCAACCCCCCCAAGAAGGAGAUGAUUGACGAUAUCACCGGCGAGGCUCUGGUCCAGCGAUCCGACGACAACGCCGACGCCCUCAAGAAGCGCCUCGUCUCCUUCCACAAGCAGACCGAGCCCAUUGUGGGCUACUACCAGAAGACCGGUAUCUGGAAGGGCGUCGAUGCUGCCCAGGACCCUAAGAAGGUGUGGGGAGAUAUUCUCAAGUGUCUGGGACAGUAA